AUGAAGACUCUUAAACCCAUAUGUUUUCUUGUUUUCUUCAGCUACAUUAAAUGUCAAAUUCUUCAGACAAGCUUACUACAUGCAGCCAUGCAGCACCUUAGUACCCAAAAUUAUGUGGAAGAGAAUUUAAAAGACCUUACCAGCAUUAUGAUUGCUCAGUUUCUUCAGAAAGCAACUUAUGAAGAAAUACAAACUGUGGCUCAACAGUUACUAGAUCUUGUGGAAAAGUGCAAGAAUUUUAAAUCACAUGUGUCAGCCACAGAAUGUGCUCAUCAGUUGAUGACCAGCUUCCUAGAGCAUAUUUGUGACAACCAAGGAAUGCUUGCCAAACACCUGUUUACUAACUGUUGUAAUACAAAUAGCACAGCAAGGCUCAAGUGCUUCUUAUUCUAUAAAAAAGAUUAUGGAGAUCAUAAGGAUAGAUUCCAAAGUCUAAAGCCUGAGAUGAUCUGUGAAAUGGACAAAGAAAAUCAAGUGACCAUGAAGGAGAGGUACAGUUAUGAAAUUUCUAGAAGGCAUCCAUACUUAUAUGGACCCACUAUCCUGACCAUGUCUGCUUGCUACAAAACAGCUAUUCAGUCAUGUUGUCAAGAGGAAAAUAAGACCGAAUGCCUGCAGAUAAAGCUAGAACCCAUCAGAAAAUACAUUAGAGAAAUAUCUUUGAGACAUCAUCAUUUAUGUGAAAUUGGGGUUAAAUUCAACCACAAAGUAGCAAAAGCUGUGGAAUUGGUUCUGCUCACUAAAAAACAACCUAAAUCUAAUUUUUCUGAAAUUGCCAAACUGACCACUGAUGUUAAAAAUCUGCAUGAGACCUGCUGUGGCAACACAGUUGCGUGUGCUCUUGGUAGGAGCCAGCUUAUGAACUACACCUGCUCUACACGGGCUGCCCUAUCCAGCAAGAUCACUCAGUGCUGUGAACUUCCAGCGCCAUUCCGAGGGGAAUGCAUUAUCAACACAGGAAAUGGGGACAAACCUGACCUUUCAUCCCUGCCACUCAGCAGGUUUACAGAAGACCAAUUUGUAUGCCAACGAUUCACUGACAACCAAGAUGACUUUCUACAAGAGUUUCUCUAUGAAUAUUCAAGAAGACAUCCAGAGUUGGCAGUUCCAGUCAUUUUAAGAGUAGAAGCAAAAUAUAAAAAUUUACUGGAAAAAUGUUGUAAAUUAGAAAAACCUUUGGAAUGCUAUAGUCACGCGGAAGUGCUGUUCCAAAGAGUGGUACGAGAAAGCCGUGAUCAUGUGAAAAAUUACUGUGAUUUACAUGAAAAAUUGGGAGAUAGUAACUUCCAUGACAGGCUCAUGGUCCUUUACACCAAGAAAGCUCCACAACUAUCUGCUCAAGAAUUGGUUAUGUUCACAAAGAAGAUGGCAGCUGCAGCCUCCAGAUGCUGCCCACAAAGUGAUGAGCAACAGUUUUUCUGUACUGAGGACUCAGCAAAGCUAAUUCUUGGAGCUCUGUGCAGAAGACAUGAGGUUGAGCCUAUCAAUGCUGGUGUGGGUCACUGCUGUGACAACUCAUAUGCCUUCAGGAAGCCAUGUUUUGAUGAUCUGCAAGUAGACAGAACUUACAUUUCCCCAUUUUUACCUUGUGACCAAGUCAUCAUCCUUAAAGGGCACUUGUGCAAAGCUCAGAAGGAACUCCAAAUUGAAAAGCAAAAGCUCCUCAUCAGCCUCGUGCGGCAGAAACCAUGUGCAACAGAGGCACAGUUCCAGUCGGUACUUGUGGACUUCACGCACCUGGUGGAGAUGUGCUGCCAUGCAGAGGAAAGUGACAUGUGUUUUCAGAAAGAGGGGUCAAAACUGAUUGAAAAGUGCCAGUCUUUCCUGGAAGACUAA
Molecule: messenger RNA, 1836 nt
Organism: Marmota flaviventris (yellow-bellied marmot)
Lineage: Eukaryota; Metazoa; Chordata; Mammalia; Rodentia; Sciuridae
Product: alpha-fetoprotein-like
Biological process (GO): transport
Cellular component (GO): blood microparticle; cytoplasm
Molecular function (GO): small molecule binding
Source: RefSeq, a predicted model, not a curated record